UUAAUCAAACAGAACACUUCAAAAUGAAUAGGCUGCAUCAUAUAUGGAUGAUAUGCUACAUUUGUAGUGAAUUAUUUUGCGUCACUGGGUUUAACAUUGAUCUCCAAAGACCUGUCAUCCAUGAAGGUCCACAGAGAGAUAGUUAUUUUGGAUAUUCCGUCGCUCAACAUAUUGAUGGCAAUUACAAUUGGCUAUUGAUAGGUGCUCCUCUGACGCAAACAGGGCAAUCUGGGAUUAGUAAAGGCGGGGCUGUACUUCGCUGUAGCAUACACACUAAGAACGACUGUCAGGAAAUACCUUUUGACUUGAAAGGAAACAAUAUUGAAUACAUCGAUCAGAGUUACAUUGAGAUUGAUGAUAAGUCAAACCAAUGGUUCGGUGCAACUGUGACUAGUAGUGGCAAAAACGGGAAGAUAGUAGCAUGCGCUCCAAAGUAUAUAAGGUAUUUAUAUGCUGGAGGUAUAUUUCGUGAGAGGGAACCAAUUGGAACAUGUUUCACAACAACUAGCUCGAUGACAAGCAUGAAUGAAUAUUCCCCAUGUCGAAAUAAUAACCAUGGCUACUGGAGACAAGGCUCGUGUCAGGCUGGGUUAGCGGCAAUUAUAUCGCAAGACGAGUCUCGUCUUAUCAUAGGAGCUGUUGGGAGUUUCUACUGGCAAGGUCAGGUUAUCUCUCAGAGCCUUUUUCUGUCGGGGGAUAUCAUAGAGACUCCAGAGCGAGACCCUUCCGAAGACAACACAUAUAUGGGAUACUCUAUCGCCACUGGUCAAUUUACUGGAAAUAAUGCCAAAGAAUAUGUUGCUGGGAUCCCAAGGGGAGGCAAACUAAAGGGAGAGAUUGUUAUUUUUGAUCAGGACCUGGAUAGACUAACAAAUAUAACAGGUGAUCAGAUAGGGUCGUACUUUGGUGCAGCGCUAGCAGUCAGUGAUUUCAAUGGGGAUAACCUGGAUGAUAUAGCAAUCGGAGCUCCAUUGUACACAGAAGAAUUUGGACAAAAGGAAGAAAUGGGAUGUGUCUAUGUAUAUUAUCAGACUAGCACAAAUCAAAUGAAUGCUGAAAAUAGAGACACCUUAGUCGGUUUAAGGAGCAAAUCGAGAUUUGGCACUUCAGUAGCUGCUAUAAAGGAUAUCAACAAUGACAAUUUUAAAGACUUAGCAAUUGGGGCACCAUAUGGGGGCAAUGAUGGAAAUGGGGCUGUUUAUUUUUACCAUGGCUCUAGUAAAGGCAUCCAAACGCAAUAUUCCCAAGUUGUCUAUGCAGCCGAUAUUGACUCUGGCAUCAAGACAUUUGGUUGGUCGAUUGCAGGAGGCUACGAUAUGGAUGGUAAUUCAUAUCCCGACGUCCUUGUAGGUGCGUAUGCUAGUAGCCACGCUGUGCUGUUAAAGUCACGUCCGAUUAUUCGUAUCAGUACAGACAUCAACAUAGAGCCAGGUAUGAUUAAUCUAGACAACAGACCAUGUAUUCUUUCGAAUGGACGUUCAGUUACAUGUAUUGCAAUUAAGACAUGUUUAACUUAUGAUGGCCUUGAAGUUCCCCAAUACAUUGAAAUCAAUGUUGAAUGGACACUUGACCCUGAGAGUGUGAUAUCUCCUCGCAUGUUCUUCCUACAAAGUGGAUCUCAACAUAAAGAAAGUCAAAUGGUCCGAUUAUUCAAAUCUGAAAAAUGGUGUGACACCAUGAAUGCAUACAUUAAGAAUAACAUACGAGAUAAAAUAACUCCUCUUUCUGUAGAUGUUAGGCAUAACCUCAAGGAAGAUGUAUACAUCCAAAGAGGUAAAUUGAUCCCUAUAAUUGAAGACAUGGAGAAAACUCACAGAGGUUCAGCAAAAAUAUUGACAAACUGUGGUGAUGAUGACAUUUGCCAACCAGACCUAAGUGUUAAUAUCAAAGGGUCAACUCAGCAGCAUAUCCUGGACGAUAAUACUCCAAUACGGAUCCAUAUUGCUGUCGAGAACAAAGGAGAAAAUGCAUUUGAAGCUCAGUUAACUUUACAACUACCAUCAGGGACAAAAUAUAUCCGAACAAGUGAUGUUUCAUCUACAAGACCAAUUAGUUGUACUAAUGUAAAUGAGAACUUAGUGUCUUGUGACAUCGGCAAUCCACUCCCCAGUUACCAAAAGGUGUCUCUGGUUGUCACUGUUGCCCCUAGUAACAUAAACGACAAUGUAGAUGUCUUAAGGUUUACUGUAAAAGCUAAUAGUUCAAACACUGAAAACAGCACUGUAUUAGCCGACAACACUCACUACCUUGAUAUCCCUUUAACAGUUAGUGCAAAAAUCACACUUAAUGGAGUAUCGAAACCAGAACAAUUUCUAUAUAACGCAUCACAGAUAACCAACCUAAACAAAACAACAGACACAGAAAUCGGACCUGAAGUAAUUCAUUUAUAUGAAGUACGAAAUCUUGGACCAAGUUCAAUUGCAGCAGCAGAAGUGGAAAUUCUUUGGCCGAGCCAGUUUGAAAAUGGUGACAAUUUGUUUUAUCUAACAGAAAUACCUCAGAUUAUAAGAGGCAGUGGGUCAUGCACAACAGAUAUGGUGAACCCUGACAAUAUCAUACUUUUACCACAUGGUGAGGUUGAAUCAUCCAAUCAGCUGACAGACGACCUCCACAGUUACACUAGACGGCGUAGGGACGUUGAUCAUGGAUCAGUGAACAGAAUGCAAUGUACAUCAAAUUGGUGCACACUGAUAAUAUGUGACGUGCAUGAUAUGAAAAAUGAUGAUAUCGCUCUGAUUGAAAUCCGCAGCAGAUUAUGGUUAGAUUCGUUCACUAAGAAGCGACAACAGAGUAUGGUCAUUGUAUCAGAGGCAUUAGCCCAAGUUGUUAAAAUGCCAUACAAGAUCAAACCAAUGGAAUAUUCCUUGGAUAUUAUCCAAGUAUCGACAUAUGUAGGUACAUUAAAUGAAAAACCUAAACCAAAAACUGUCGAGAUUUGGAUUAUCAUUGUUGCCGUUAUCGUAGGAAUCCUCCUUCUUGUCUUGCUUGUUAUUUUUUUCUGGAAAUGUGGCUUCUUCAAGCGUAAGAAAUAUAAUGAUCAAGAUGCUAUGAUUCCAGAAAAGGAGAAAAUGAAUCCAAAUGCUGAACAUGAAUAUGACUAAAAUUUCAAAACUUAAUGUGAUAGUGAUAAUGACAUUAUUUUAGAAAUUACUUUUAAGAGCAUGUAUGCCAAUUUGACCAAUAGCCAACCUUUGACAUUUGUACAGUUUUUGCUAUGAACUUUUUGCUUUUCUGGUUUGAACUAUUACAUUAAUUCAACCUUUUAAAUGUAUAAGUUUGUAUAGAAAUUGAAGCUAAACCUACAAAUUGAUAAUAUAUUUUCAAGAUUCUUUUCAAUUUGGUUUAAUUAAACACCAACUUUGGGUUGUGAAACACUAUAAUAACAAUGUGAACUGAACUGAAUAUUUUGACACAAAUGCCAUAUGUUCCCUUCACCCCUUAGUAAAAUAUUCUUCAGAAUGCACAGACUUAGACCUAAAAUGUACUGACCAAGGCCAAUUGUACCAAAGUACAGCAUAUACCUCAAUGUACUGUCAGAUACCUAGUCAACAAGUGUUGCUUGACAAGGGGACUUCAAAACUCAACUAUGAGUCAGCAACUGCACAAAGAUUGCAAAAUCAAUUACAUGGCAUUAAUAUGCAAAAUGUCACUACCUGCCAUUUGUAACAGAUGCCAACCAAAACAUAAAAAACGGAGACCAUAACAAUAUGUCACCACUUUUUGGUGGUGACAUAAAAAUUCAAAACCAAUCAAAAGAGUUUUCAUCAAAUCUAAACUCAUUGAAAGUCUUAAAGGCAAUGUGAGAGACAAUGAGGAAUUAGCCCAUAACUAUAUACAUGGCAAUCAUUGUAUAGUAGUUGUAAAAUAAUGAAUGUAGUACCUGGUAAGUGUCAGGAUCGAAGUCACCAAUUAUCUGUCCAUUGUUCACGUUAAUGUUUCCAAGUGCAAUCUGGUAGGCUUUCUCCAUUGGGAUAUAUCUUCAAGAGUUAAGGACUGUAUGAUUCAAAAAUCUAAUACCCUACAUUUAUAUAAACAUUCAUUAUAUCACUGAAGGGUUACUCACUUUAUCUUUGGUUAAUGUCUGGAUAACAUGAUUACAAAAGCGACCAUGAUAUAUCUUCAUUUUCAGUUUGUAAAUUCCAUUUUGUACAUUCAGACUGUGGGAAGUAUAUUAGGGAAAGAUGGACAUUUAUAUAAAUUGUAGUAUUCGCUUCAGGAUUGAAUAUUUGUAAUUCACAUCGACAUUGAACUGUUUUAUACAACGUAGUACUAUAUGUUAAUGUAUGCUGAUCCAACAUAUCAAAUAAUGCAGUAAUGAAUUUAUAUAGUAAUGAAUAAAUACUUGCUUAAUUCACUGACUAAUAAAAUCCAAUUGUAGUAUUAUAUAGGGUGACCCAAAAGGAGUUAAAUAAUGCAGUCAUUAAUAACUGCUUUUUUCACUCAUUAAUGAAUAUGUUACUUAUAAAUAGGAUUAUUAAUGAAGAAAUAAUCAAAAGGAAUCAAAAUAAAUAUUUUCUUCUGAUUAUAUUCUUGCUUGAAUUGUUGCAAGGAUACGGUCCAGCAUAGUCCAGGUCUGCCCUGUUUAUAUCUGGGGGGUAGUCAUUGAGGGGCCUCAGUCGUCUUUCCAGGGGAUCAAACACAAGCUGAUACAGGAAUGUGUUGUUCGCACGGAAAAAUGCAUCAAUGUAAUCCUGGGGUACAAUCAACUGUGACAUCUUUAAUGUAGUGGGUAGUUUACGAAUAACCUUGAAAAAAGAUUGAAAUAUAUUUGUUUACUUUUAAUAAAUUGAAAUAAAAUGGACCUCUUGACCAAAUGUUCCUAUUAUUAAUUCCCA
Molecule: messenger RNA, 4835 nt
Organism: Owenia fusiformis
Lineage: Eukaryota; Metazoa; Annelida; Polychaeta; Sabellida; Oweniidae
Source: the annotation of a GenBank genome assembly